ACUUUGCCCAACUUCAACGCAGCCACUACAAGCGACAAUGGCCGAUUUCUUCAACAUCAAGGCCCGGCAACAGGCCGCUGCGCAGGCGAGUUCAUCCAAAACUCCCACGACAAAGCAAGAGCCAAAUCGCCUGCAACCAUGGGUAGAGAAAUACCGGCCCAAGACGCUGUCCGAAGUCACAGCCCAGGAUAACACUAUUCAAGUCCUUUCCCGCACAAUGCAGUCCUCCAACCUCCCCCACAUGCUAUUCUACGGCCCCCCAGGAACAGGAAAAACCUCGACUAUCCUCGCUCUUGCCAAAGAACUCUACGGACCCGAACUCAUGAAGUCGCGCGUGCUGGAAUUGAACGCAUCCGAUGAGCGUGGUAUCAGUAUCGUACGACAAAAAGUCAAAGACUUUGCCCGCCAACAACUUAGCGUAGCACCAACAUACAACGUUAUGGUAGAAGACAAGAGCGGGACAGGAGAAGGAGGCAUGGUACGAUACCGAGACAAGUACCCAUGCCCACCCUUCAAAAUCAUCGUCCUCGACGAGGCAGACAGCAUGACGCAAGAUGCACAAUCCGCGCUCCGCCGCACGAUGGAAACAUACAGCCGCAUGACGCGCUUCUGCCUCGUCUGCAACUACGUCACCCGCAUCAUCGACCCCCUCGCCUCCCGCUGCUCCAAAUUCCGCUUCAAAAGUCUCGACCAGGGCAACGCCGUCAAGCGCGUUAGCGACAUCGCUGCUCUCGAGAAUGUGCGGCUGGACGACGGUGUAGCAGAGGAACUAGUGCGUGUAGCGGACGGCGAUUUACGGAAGGCAAUUACGUUCUUACAAUCUGCUGCGCGGCUUGUCGGCGCUCUACAAUCUCAAGGCGGCAGCAACAAAAAAGGAAAAAAACGUACGGCGGUCCCUGAGGAUGACGAGAUGGAUAUUGAUUCGAGCAACACAGCGACACCAUCUGUGUCCCUCCCCACAAUCGCUGAAAUCGCAGGCGUUUUACCCCCUGAUACCCUCUCUACUUUCACGUCUGCCCUCUUCCCCAAGUCUUCUGCACAAAAAUCGAUACGGUAUAAUGAAAUUGCUAAGGUAGUCGAGAAUAUGGUUGCAGAGGGGUGGAGUGCAGCGCAGACGGUGGGGCAGUUGUAUGAGCAGAUUAUGUUUGAUGAGCGAGUGGAGGAUGUGAAGAAGGUGCGGCUUGCGGCGGUUUUUAGUGAAACGGAUAAGAGACUUGUGGAUGGGAGUGAUGAGCAUCUUGCUGUCUUGGAUUUGGGUGUUAGGGUUGCUGGGGUGUUAUGUUUGUGAGAAGCGAUAUGAUGAUUACAUGGAAAGCAUAAAGUGUGGAAAUGAAGAAAACUUGAUUCAUAGUAAUCAUGGUGCAGAUGGAUAUCUCCGCUGGGGUAUUUAAUAUACACACACUUUGGAAAAAAAACCUCCUUCAAUCUUUCUCUCCCUCCGUUGCUUCUUGAAAACGCACAACCACCAGGGCUUCGCCUGCUACUCUUUCCACGUACACACACAAAAGUUACUAAAAAGAAGAAACAAGAAGACAAAAGACAUUAUACUGUAUUAGUCGCCUACCACUCACGCGUCAACACGCAAUAACGACGUCUGUCAUUUACUCAUCCUCUAAACAAACAAACAGAAUCCCAGCGCAACACUGACAUACGCCA
Messenger RNA from Bipolaris sorokiniana ND90Pr, 1656 nucleotides. RefSeq lists its product as uncharacterized. The coding region runs from base 38 to 1288 and encodes 416 amino acids. The transcript is spliced from 2 exons. The record is from RefSeq and is a predicted model, not a curated record. Gene Ontology annotation, molecular function: ATP binding; ATP hydrolysis activity; DNA clamp loader activity. Gene Ontology annotation, biological process: DNA-templated DNA replication; DNA repair. Gene Ontology annotation, cellular component: nucleus; DNA replication factor C complex. Lineage: Eukaryota; Fungi; Ascomycota; Dothideomycetes; Pleosporales; Pleosporaceae.